Prosopis cineraria is the source of this 1911-nucleotide messenger RNA. RefSeq names its product alpha-N-acetylglucosaminidase-like. The record is from RefSeq and is a predicted model, not a curated record. Lineage: Eukaryota; Viridiplantae; Streptophyta; Magnoliopsida; Fabales; Fabaceae.
GUGAACCUCAGACAAGAAGGACAGGACAGAUGAUCAUUCAUGUUCCUGUGUUCGAUAAUGCAAAAUUCGAUCCACUGUAGAAAUAUGUUCAAGUUCGAGUUUCUGUUUUUGAUUUUGAUCCCGACGCUACUAUCCGUGGCUUUCUCCAAGCAUGAAGCUAUAGAAGCUUUGCUCCAGCGCUUGGACUCCAAACGGGUCCCAGCUUCAGUGCAAGAAGCUGCAGCUAGAGAUCUUCUGAGAAGACUGCUUCCUUCCCAUUUAUCCAGUUUUGAGUUCAAAAUAAUCUCUAAGGAUGCUUGUGGGGGGGAGAGUUGCUUUCGGAUCAACAAUCACGACCAGUCUAUCCAGACUGGGCCUGGGAUCACGAUUAAAGGAACCACUGCAGUUGAAAUUGCAUCUGGCCUUCAUUGGUAUCUAAAAUAUUGGUGUGGUGCUCAUGUUUCAUGGGACAAGACUGGUGGCAUUCAGAUAGCUUCAAUCCCUAAGCCUGGGUCACUACCCCCUCUGAAAGAUGAGGGUCUGAUGAUUAAACGCCCAGUUCCAUGGAAUUAUUACCAGAAUGUUGUGACAUCUAGCUAUUCCUAUGUUUGGUGGGACUGGGAGAGGUGGGAGAAAGAGAUAGACUGGAUGGCACUUCAGGGAGUAAACCUACCCUUAGCAUUUACUGGGCAGGAAGCAAUCUGGCAAAAAACUUUUAAGGGUUUUAAUAUUAGUUCCGAAGAUUUAAAUAACUUUUUUGGUGGACCUGCUUUCCUUGCUUGGGCUCGCAUGGGCAAUAUGCAUGGGUGGGGUGGGCCUUUAUCACAAAAUUGGCUAGAUCAACAGUUGACCUUACAAAAAAAGAUAGUCUCUCGAAUGCUAGAUUUGGGCAUGACUCCAGUGUUGCCAUCAUUCUCUGGUAAUGUUCCAGCAGCUUUGACGAAGAUAUAUCCCUCAGCAAAAAUAACAAGACUUGGUGACUGGAACACUGUGGAUGGUGACCCUCGCUGGUGUUGUACUUACCUUCUUGAUCCCUCUGAUCCUCUAUUUGUUAAAAUUGGUGAAGCUUUUAUCAGGCAACAAAUCAAAGAAUAUGGAGAUGUAACAGACAUCUACAACUGUGAUACGUUUAAUGAGAACUCUCCACCAACCAGUAAUCCAGAAUAUAUCUCAGAUCUUGGAGCUGCUGUAUAUGAAGCAAUGUCCAAAGCUGAUAAGGAUGCUAUAUGGUUAAUGCAAGGCUGGCUUUUCUACUCUGAUUCAGCCUUCUGGAAGCCUCCUCAAAUGAAAGCACUUUUACAUUCCGUUCCAUUUGGGAAGAUGAUUGUUCUUGAUCUAUUUGCUGAUGUCAAACCAAUAUGGAAAUCUUCAUUUCAGUUUUACGGUACUCCUUAUAUCUGGUGUUUGUUACAUAAUUUUGGUGGUAAUAUUGAAAUGUAUGGCAUUUUGGAUUCAAUAUCUUCGGGACCUGUUGAUGCUCGUGUCAGUGACAAUUCAACCAUGGUAGGAGUUGGUAUGUGCAUGGAAGGAAUAGAGCAGAACCCUGUUGUCUAUGAGCUGAUGUCAGAGAUGGCAUUUCGUGAUGAUAAAGUUCAAAUUCUGGAUUGGCUCAAGAGCUAUUCCCAGAGAAGAUAUGGUAAAGCAAAUAAUCAAAUUGACGCAGCUUGGGAGAUUCUUUAUCGUACAGUUUACAAUUGUACUGAUGGAAUUGCUGACCAUAACCAUGAUUUUAUUGUAAUGCUUCCUGACUGGGACCCUUCAAAUCUCCGGAAGAUUGAUUUCUUACCCCUUGGAAAUAGAAGAUUCUUGUCCCAGGAAACAAAGUCUGAUAUGCCGCAGGCUCAUUUGUGGUAUCCUACUGAAGAGGACCAAGCUUUGAAACUAUUCCUCGGUGCAGGGACGGAUUAUGCUGGAAGCCUCACAUACAGGUAA